AGUGCGUAGAGAAACGUCAAGAUAAGGCAGCAUGGCUGCAUGUUUGACCCAGUGACAGCAGACACUGGAGACGGCUGACUUUAGAGACAUGAGCAGGAAGUUACUGGCUCAGAGUUGGACUUUAUUGAGGUGCACGCAGUGGGAAAUCGUCCCUGUGAUGCUGUGAGGGACUUUGGAACGGUCUCUGCUGACGACAGAGGACAGGAAUGUCAGCCUUAUCUCGGUCCUGUUGGACCGGGGGGCGGUGCGUGAGGACCAUGAAGCAGGACCUGUGGUGGUACAGGUCUGGACAGCAGGACCAUCGGGGGUACAGCUCAGGACAGCAGGACCCUCGGGGUCAGAGGUCGGGACAGCAGCAGGCCGGGUCUCGGAGGAGGGUUGUGAUCACAGGGAUCGGCCUGGUGUGUCCUCUGGGGACGGGGACCGCUCUGCCCUGGGAGCGCCUGGUCCAGGGCCAGAGCGGGAUUGUGGCUCUGGACUCGGAGGAGUACCGGGGCGUCCCCUGCAGGGUGGCGGCUCUGGUGCCCCGGGGCCCCGAGGAGGGGCAGUUCGAGGAGGGCCGCUUCGCCUCCAGGGGGGAGAUCAACAGCAUGUCGGCCGCCACCGUGAUGGCGCUGGCGGCGGCCGAGCUGGCCCUGCGGGACUCGGGAUGGACGCCCCGGAGCCGGGAGGAGCAGCUGGGCACCGGGGUGGCGGUGGGCAUGGGCAUGGUGCCGCUGGACGAGAUUGCGCGCACGUCCGGCGCCUUCAGGGAGGGCGGCUACAGGAAGGUCAGCCCCUUCUUCGUGCCCCGCAUCCUGGUCAACAUGGCCGCCGGGCACAUCAGCAUCAAGCACGGCCUCAGGGGCCCCAACCACGCCGUGUCCACCGCCUGCACCACGGGCGCGCACGCCAUCGGGGACGCGGCCAGGUUCAUCGCGCACGGGGACGCGGUCGCCAUGGUGACGGGGGGGACGGAGUCCUGCGUGGGGCCGCUGUCCAUCGCCGGCUUCGCCAGGGCGCGCGCGCUGGCCACGCGGUGGAACGACCGCCCGGCGCUGGCGUCCAGGCCCUUCCACCCCGACAGGGAGGGCUUCGUGAUGGGGGAGGGCGCCGCCGUGCUGCUGCUGGAGGAGCGGGAGCACGCGCUGCGCCGGGGGGCGCGGCCCUACGCCGAGGUGCUGGGCUACGGCCUCUCCGGGGACGCCAGCCACAUCACGGCGCCCGCCGAGGACGGCGACGGGGCGUUCAGGUGCAUGUCUGCGGCCCUCAGAGACGCUGGCGUCUCCCCGGCGGACGUCUCGUACGUCAACGCUCACGCCACCUCCACGCCCCUGGGCGACGCGGCGGAGAACGCCGCCAUCAAGAGGCUGUUCGGGCAGAGCGCCGACGGCCUGGCCGUCUCCUCCACCAAGGGAGCCACGGGGCAUCUGCUGGGCGCCGCCGGCGCCCUGGAGGCAGCCUUCACCGCCCUGGCCUGCCACCACGGCAUCCUGCCCCCGACCCUCAACCUGGACCGCACGGAGCCGGACUUCAACCUCAACUACGUCCCGUGCGCCGCCCAGCCGUGGAGGACGGAGGGCCGGCGGGUCGCCCUCACCAACUCCUUCGGCUUCGGGGGCACCAACGCUUCGCUGUGUCUCGGCAGCGUGUGAAAACCCUCAGACCUCUGGAACCGCCUCUGUGCAGGUCUAGAAAAUCCUGUAAAUAAAUCUUCUGGUGUUAAAAUGAAUGAAGUGUCGACUGGAUGCCUGUGUUUGUUUUCAGCAGUAGCAUCAGUCAGUACUAGUAAAUAAUUGUGCAAUGCUGACAUAAAGGCAGUGUAGGAAAGUUGGUUUUAAUGAGACUUUUUUGGGGGGGAAGAAUUUCGAAAAUGCAUGUCUUUGGGAGUACCUGGAGAAAACCCAAGGAAGAACAUCAUGACCUUAUUCAAAUAAUGGCCUAAGUCAUAUUUUCAAGUUUUUGGGAAAACACAAAAAACUUAACCAAAUGCAGAUAAUAUGAUACU
Salarias fasciatus (jewelled blenny) is the source of this 1987-nucleotide messenger RNA. It is a transcript of the gene oxsm, whose product is annotated as 3-oxoacyl-ACP synthase, mitochondrial. Gene Ontology annotation, cellular component: mitochondrion. The coding region runs from base 207 to 1634 and encodes 475 amino acids. Gene Ontology annotation, biological process: fatty acid biosynthetic process. The transcript has 2 exons. NCBI's taxonomy places the organism in Eukaryota, Metazoa, Chordata, Actinopteri, Blenniiformes, Blenniidae. Gene Ontology annotation, molecular function: 3-oxoacyl-[acyl-carrier-protein] synthase activity. The record is from RefSeq and is a predicted model, not a curated record.